Molecule: messenger RNA, 1759 nt
Organism: Anopheles maculipalpis
Lineage: Eukaryota; Metazoa; Arthropoda; Insecta; Diptera; Culicidae
Gene: RIOK1
Product: serine/threonine-protein kinase RIO1
Exons: 1
Coding region: 20-1747 (575 amino acids)
Biological process (GO): protein phosphorylation; maturation of SSU-rRNA
Cellular component (GO): cytosol; preribosome, small subunit precursor
Molecular function (GO): protein serine/threonine kinase activity; ATP binding
Source: RefSeq, a predicted model, not a curated record
UCCAAUUAGUAGUGCAAAAAUGAGUGGAGGACAGUUUGAUGAUGCGCUGGACGAUGCCACACAAAGGCUCGAUUUCUUCCAGCUGCAAGAGAAACCUCUGGUUCCUGCCACCAAGCAAGUGAUUCACAACAGUUUGACGAAGAAAACUGAAAUCGAACUACAGGAUGCACUUUUUGGGACAGCCAAAAAUGAUAAACCUUCGGACGAUGAGCACUGGGAAGAAUAUUACAACGAGGAAGAUAGUGACGGCGACAAUGAGGACGAUGAUGAUGAUUUCUACUGCUACGAGGGUGGUGAGUUGAAGCGAAAUCAGCAGCUGAAUCUGAAUCAAUCACACACAAACGCACAGCACGCAAGCCAGAAGGUGUUACACUUUCAACCGGCGGACGUUCUGUUCAAAAAGUUUACCAACCGCAUCAACGUGGAAAAGUACGAAGGACCGGCAUCGCUACCAAACCACGCCAAGAACACACUCAUCGAAACGCAACGUAAAGCGGACAGUGAUCGGCUGCGCAGCAAAGACAAACAGGAUCGUGCGACAGCGGAACAGGUGAUGGACCCGCGGACACGCAUGAUACUGUUCAAGCUGCUCAAUCGUUCGAUGAUAACGGAAAUCAAUGGAUGUAUCUCUACCGGCAAGGAAGCGAACGUAUACCAUGCCACGUCCAGUAGUGGGCGCGAUUAUGCGAUAAAAAUCUUUAAAACUUCGAUCCUUACGUUUAAGGAUCGGGAUAAGUACGUGACCGGAGAGUACCGCUUCCGGCAUGGGUAUAGUAAGCACAAUCCACGCAAAAUGGUUCGCACAUGGGCAGAGAAAGAGAUGCGUAACCUGGUACGCAUGAAAAAGUGUGAUUUGCCCGUUCCUGAACCGAUUCUGUUGCGUAGCCACGUGUUGGUGAUGGAAUUUAUUGGACACGAUGGUUGGCCAGCACCAAAGCUGAAAGAUGUGGAGCUGAGCAGUACGAAAGCACGCGAACUGUACCGAGACGCGGUGGAAAUGAUGUGGACGAUGUACAACCGCUGCAAGCUGGUCCAUGCCGAUCUGUCCGAGUUUAAUCUGCUCUACCACGAGGGCAAGAUCGUCAUCAUUGAUGUGUCCCAAUCGGUUGAGCACGAGCAUCCGCAUGCGUUAGAAUUUUUGCGCAAAGAUUGCACCAACGUUACAGACUUUUUCCGUAAGCGUGAAGUAUCGACGAUGACGGUAAAGGAGCUGUUCGAUUUCAUUACCGAUGCGGCAAUCACCGGCGAUGGGGUCGAGCAGCGGUUGGAAGAAAUUUCCGCUCGUAUCGCAAACCGUAGCUUCGACGAAUUUACCGAACAGCAGAAGCUGGAUGAAGCGGUUUUUAAACAAAUUUUCAUCCCCAAAACUUUGCACGAAGUGUACGAUGCGGAGCGUGAUGUGUUCGACAAGCGUACGGAUGAGCUAGUAUACAAAACUAUCACCGGAUUGGAAGCGAUGGAUGCGAAUCGGAAAAAGGGUAGCACACGGGAAGGGGUGAAAAAUGGGAAUGCUGAUACGGAGACGGACACAGCAUCGGAACAGUCGGAAAAUGAGGAGGAUGAUGAGGAUGGAGAUGGAAAGCAAGCGUCCGGGAAUAGUGUGAUAGUGGUGCGAGCUAAAGAUGAAACACCGGAAGAGCGAAAAGCUCGUAAAAAAGCGAUCAAGGAUGAAAAGGCUGAGAAGCGAAAAACUAAAGUGAAGAAGCACAUAAAAAAGCGAAAGGAAAAAGUUGCCGGCAAGAAAUAGGCACUAUUAAGG